Molecule: messenger RNA, 1430 nt
Organism: Owenia fusiformis
Lineage: Eukaryota; Metazoa; Annelida; Polychaeta; Sabellida; Oweniidae
Source: the annotation of a GenBank genome assembly
CUGCGCAGUUAAAAGAAUGAUAAUCAAGAGAGGAUGAAAUAAUGAUUUUUGGAACAUGGAAAACUGAAUUUUAUUGGGAAAUUACAUCCAAAGCAUAGGAUCUGAUCCUAAGUUUUGGAUAAACUACUGGAAAACUACAACUUACUUCUUCAGUAAUUGUCUUGUUGGAACAUAUACCUACAAACAUGGGAAGCAAUUGUAAAAAUGCUUGUAUAUUACCAUUCCUUAUGUUUAUGAUAUUCAUCAUAGGUUACAGCACCAAGAAUUUCAUAUUCAGUUCUGACACCUGUCAAAAUGUAAAACCUGAUGGUGAAAUUGUUGUCAGAUGUCGAAGAAAUGAGGAGAACAUAUAUGUGAGAAAAGUGUCACAACGUGCAUGCGUCCAGUCAGAUUGUGUGGAUGAGCAAAUUAAUUCUUCUGAAUGGCGCCCUGAACUUUUUGAUUGCUAUGGAAAAAAUAAAUGCACAAUAAAAUCAAUGCCAAAGGUGAACUGUCCUAAAUGUGUAGAAAAGGUAUGCCAUACAUGUCAUAAGUCCAUUCGAAAACCCGUUUACAAACACCUGCACCUAGUAUGCAGAAAAGGUAGACGCCUGGACAUCAUUGGCAUAAACAGCUGGAGUAGCCAACUGCCUCAUCAGAUACACUUCUCUGAUAAUUCAUUUAAAUCCCGGCUAACAGAACUGAGGGAUUUCUGCAAUGGCUUAGUUGAUUGCCGAUCAAUUCCUGCUCGUCCAGAGUUUGGUGAUUAUGAGGAGGUAUUCUACGAUUGCAUAAAAGAGUCAGAUGGUGCAACGCCAGAGGCAAAGACAGAAGAGAAGACAGAAUAUAUAACAACUACUAUAUCUAGUAUUGAACAUACAAGAAAGGAGACAAUAACGUUCAUGAAAGAACACAUUAUUAUUAUUGUACUGGUAGUAGCUUUAACAAUUUUGGUGACAGGUAUCAUAAUCUGGUUCAAGAGCAGCAGGGUGAGGAAUUAUGUGAAUGAAUUAUUUAGUAGGCACACAGGAAUCACACCAGGUCAAUCUGAAUCAGAGGAUGGAGUGACCUUUGCAAAUGAAAACGUCCUUUUAACACACAAGGAAGAUUACAAACUAAUGGACGCUUAAUUGCUAUAACUUCGAAAACUUGUCAAAGUCUCAUUUUAAGAAGAUUUUCAGAGACUUGUAUAUUCAAUAACGAAGAACUUACAUUUUUUUCUUCAAGUAUUUGACCGUUUUGACGUUUUAAUUUUAUACAUGUUUUUCUCUCUGAAGAACUUUUUUCUAUCAGAACAAAUAUAUUGUGCUGCAAUCUGUAAUGUAACUGUCUCCAUGACUUAUGUAACUGUCUCGAAUACUAAUGUAACUGUCUUGAAGACUAAUAUAACUGUUUAGAAGACUAAUGUAACUGUCUUGAAGACUGAUAUAACUGUCUAGAAGACUAAUGUG